Messenger RNA from Lymnaea stagnalis (great pond snail), 5717 nucleotides. Lineage: Eukaryota; Metazoa; Mollusca; Gastropoda; Lymnaeidae. The record is from the annotation of a GenBank genome assembly.
CAGAAGCCCGUGCGUCCAACUCACCACGACUUCUCCUGACACACCAUGUGGACGCCAGACGGUAUGUGUCCCUCAACCACUACAGCAUUGCCACCAUCCACCCGUGAGCGCUUUUUAUUUUUACUAAUUUUACGGACACUGGGACAUUAUGUUGUACACAUCACAUGGACAUUAUGUUGUUUACACCAAUUAUAUAAUUAAAUGUGAAUUUUUUUUUAAAAUUAAAGCAUUCUUGAAGACAAUAUUUUGCGGGAUUCAAUUAAUUUACACCCUGUGUAUCACUUUGCAUGAUGCAUCCUUGGGGAUCCAUUGAAAUACUUGAGGACCGAUUGGCAUUCUUUGGGUUCCACUGGCAUCAUUUUGGGAUCCACUGGCAUCCUUGGCGAUCCAUUUUCACAGCCUUGGGGAUAUAUUGUCGUUGUCAUCUUUCAGGAAUCCAUCGCCAAGUUUCGGGAUAGACUGGCAUCUACGGAGAUUCAUUUGCCUCCUUUGGGAUACACUGUCAGCUUUGGGGAAUUUUUUGCCCUCCUUCGCAAUAUAUUGUCAUCUUUGGGUGAUCCAUUCGCAUCCUUUGGGAUCCAUUGGCCUCCUUUGGGAUCCAUUGGCCUCCUUUGGGAUCCGUUGGCUUUUUUUGGCGAUCCGUUAGCAUCUCUGCGACCGAUUGGCAUACUUGGGGAUGCAUGGGAAUCCUUUGCGAUACAUAUCCACCCUUGGGGAUAAACUGUCAUCUUUGGGGGAUUUCAUUACCUUCCUUCGGGAUGUAUCGUAAUCUUUUGUGAUCUGUUGAAAUAAUUUUACUGUUUAAUACGACCUUGAAUAAUAUUAUUAAGUUUGAUCUGCUGAGUAAAACUAUAGAAAAUUUCAAACGUAUGCCAGAAAAGUAAUUCAUAUAUAUAUAUAUAUGUGUGAUAACUUCGCGGAAAAUAUUAGCAGAAUUUUCCUGAAACGGCAGAAACAGUUUUGAAGCCUAUCUCUUGUAAAUAUAACGGUUUAAAAAAAAGUGUUAAUUCGAAAGUGCAAUGUUUAUAUUUAUAGUUAGACAAAUCUUUAAAUCAAUUAUUUUUCCUAAUGUCAACAUAUUUAAAGCCUGCUUUUAGAAAUAUUUUUAUCGAAAAAUUUUGAAAAUAAUAACAAAAAAAAAAAAAAAGAAUAACCCUGAAUAGAAUUAAAUUUUAAUGAUUAAAGAAGCUGUGAUGAUCUGUUAAAUAUUUCCAGCAGAUUUGUUUGACAAUUGUUUUCCUUGGCUCUGAUUCAUCAGGCACAUUGACUACACAGUCAUCGUGGCGUCCAACAUGGCUGGAGGUUGGCAUAAGACUAUAGGACAUCACUCUCUUCUAAGUGAAGUGGUAAGCGCGCUGUACCAAGACAUUCAUUUUUUUCAAAUAUCUUAUCUGAUAAAUUACAAUUUUGUUGUUGUUGUUGUUGUUAAAACGACAUUGAAUUGUAUUCCUUCACAGUUUUAAAGGGGCUUUUUUUUCCGCCCAGGGUGACGUCAUUAACAUUUGGAUAUCCAAAGGACAUCCCCGGGAAAAGCUCGUCAUUGGAAUCCCCACGUUCGGGCGGUCCUUUAAACUGAAAGAUGUCAGCCAGACUAACUUAGGGGCCCCGGCUGCUGGGCACGGCAAACUCAUCCUUCCAGGAGUGGCGCUAUACGCUGCACCUCCUUUCCCACGAGUAACACACACACACACAAAUUGUUUAUUAUGUGCAUGUAAAAUUAUAGUGCAUUAUUGAUUUUUGUUAACAGUUCGUGCAUUCCAUCAUUGUAACGUGCUCAGUUUCGAUGAUAAAUUAGUGAGAAUGAUCAUGACCUGAGCUGAUAUCUAAGAGGAUAAUAUAUUAGUGGAUAUCUUAGUGGAUAUCUUAGUGUAUUCUUUGUUGAUAUUUUAGUGGAAAUCUUAGUGGAUAUCUGAGUGGACAACUUAGUAUAAAUCUUAGUGGACAUCUUAAUGUAUAUCUUAGUGGCGCUAUUUUAAUAGAUAUCUUAUUGGAUAUCUUAGUACGUGUCUUAGUGGAUAUCUAAGUGGAUGUCUUAAUGAAUCUCUUAGUGGAUAUCUUAUUUGAUAUCUUAGCUGAUGUCUUAGUGGCUAUCUUAAAGGGUAUCGUAGUGGAAAUCUUAGUGGAUAUCUUACUGGAUAUCAGAUAGUGUGUUAAAUACUAACAGGAAGUCCAAUUCUUCACAUAUUAAUUCUUUAUUUACAUAAAUAUUUCACCGGACAAUAAAAUUCACAUAUGACGCCAUAUUGGAAUGAGGAUUAAAUACAGUUCACAUUUCAUCCAUUUCUCUUUAGAAAAUAACAUGUAACGUAACUCAUACACUGUAUCCUUUUGUAAUCUUGAGCAGACACAAUAUGCUAAACUUCUUCUGCCUGCUCUCCAAUAUGGUGGAUAAUAUAGUACUUUACUACCUAUAAAUAGAAUUCAUGUAUUCCCUACACUCUCGUGAAAUUGUGCAUUGGUUUACUCAGCAGUAAAUGACAUUAAACAUCAUUAAGUUACAAUUUUUUUUUUAAAGCUAUUUAUGUAACUACUUUAUCAAAACAUUUGAGACUGCAAUAGAAGAAAAGACUACUGUUAGGAUGAAGAAUCUUAAUUUUGUUGCUUUUUUUUUGUUGUUGUUUUUUUUUUCUUUUGCGUUAGCCAGCAUAGAUACCACCAUGGCUGACCCAUCAUACAAAACAGUCACUGAAUAUUUCAACUUUAAUAUUUUGCUAACUCUCUCUCUCUCUGUCUCGCUCUCUCUCUCUCUCUCUCUCUCUCUCUCUCUCUCUCUCUCUCUCGCUCUCUCUCUCUCUCUCUCUCUCUCAAUCUCUCUAUUAGUCUUAUUGUAUCCUCCGCUAUCUCUUCUUGUAACUUUCGUUGUUUUCCCUUUCUAUUAUGACUUGUGUUCUUAACUCAUUACUUUAACAAACCACAUUUAAAAAUUCUCAGUUUUUGUGUGUUUGUUGGUUUGUGGUUCUUUUUUUAAAAUUAUUCUACACGAAACACGCCACGGUACAUCGGCCUUAACAUCGGCCUUAACAUCGGCCUUAAGAUCGGCCUUAAGACAUCACAGGCUGCAAAAUCCCGCUUUUCUUUCUUUAAAAAAAAAAAAUUUCAGUAUUUGAUAAUAUAUUUUCUUCACGUCAUUUUCCAAUGAGAAAGACAUAAUCUUAAAGGCAACACAUUUUUGCUGUCAUAUAACAUAAAAAAUAGUAGUGUUCUUAUUUUUUUCCCUAAAGAUCUGUGAGUUUCUGGAUACGGGAAAAGCCUCUGUGGUCCGUUCCGCAUUCGCCGCUGCGCCUUACCUCUAUUACAAAGAUUUUUGGAUGGGAUAUGAAGACGUUGACAGUGUCUUCUAUAAGGUGAGGAUUUUGUUGUCGUUGUGUCUGGUGAGGAAGAUAUUGAAGUAUAUUCUCACUUGAAAUGUACCAAAUUUGGUUAAUUCACUGCCACCUGUUUAGAGCGGCAAAGCUGAGUUUAAAGUUCAAAAUAAAUGAAUACUUUUAUAAGAAAGGUUCAGAGAUGUAAUACGUGUUUCUUUUGGUAGAGUUGCAACUAGCCAAUGUACCCGGCUUUGCUUGGGUUGGUAUUAGGAAGAAAAAAAAAUAAUAAAGUUUUUCAAGCGUUUUAAGCCUAGAUGGAAAUUUCUGGACCUGUCAAAAAUAAUUCGAUUAAAUAGCAUUUAAAUUUGAAAAUAGUUCUUUUAUAAAAAUCCAGACUUACCAUAACUCUAAAAAUAUUAAUGUAAAAAAAAAAAAUUGUGGCCGUUUUUUUCAUUUAAUUUAAAAUAGUAGCCCCGUCACAAGCCCAUUCCAAAAGGGGUCAUUUUUAGUUAUCUCUAAGUAAGGGACUCAUUUCAAAAGAAUGGAAUAAAUAUUCAAGUUCAUUUAUCAUUUUUUUUAAAUUUCGCGUCUUCACUUUCUACUGGAAAGGGACUUUGUUUUUGUCAUCUUUAAAAGCCGUGAGCGAUUCCUUCUGGGUAAUGAAACGUUUCAUCAAUGGGAAUAACGAUGUAUCCUAAGUGGUAAAGAUGUGUACACCAAGGGGUAUAGCUAGCUAUCCCAAGGGUAUAGCUAUGUAUACCAAGGGGUAUAAGUAUGUAUUCCAUUUUGUACAGUUAUUUAUCCGAAGUGGUAUAGUUAUGUAUUCCAUGUGGUAUAACUAUGCAUCCCACGUGAUAUAGCUAAGUACCCUAAGUGGUAAAGCUUUGUAUCCCAAGUGCUAUUGCUAAAUACCCUAGGUGGUGUAGCUUUGUAUCCAAAGUGCUAUUGCCAUGUAUCCCUAGUUGUAGAGCCAUCUAUCCCAGGUUGGAUCAAGAGAAUAUAAUAUUAUACCAGAAAAAUGCAUCGAUGAACACUGAAAAUCAUAUGAAAAGUUCUAAAUUAACAUUUUUUUUUUAAAUCUAAGACAUACGCUUUAGAAAAAAAUCAACAUUUACAUAUUGAUGAAUACCGUUAUCAACUUUGAUGUUUGUUUUUUUGUUGUUUUUUUAAAUAUUAGUCAUUGUCUCGCACCGUUUUUAAAUUGAAACCCUACCGUGCAAUAUGUGGAUGUGGUUAAAAAAUCUCAACAGAAACUUACUGUGUGUAAUGGCAUUUUAGAAAUUAUUAAUGAAUGUACAGCAUCUCUUGCAUCUAUAUGUCUCUUCUGAUGUGGCUGCUUCCUAUUUACAACCGACCAGCCCCCUGCUUAAUAUGUUUUAUAUAAAUAUUACUGAGUUGGGGUGGGGGGUGCGGCUGUAGAGCAGCGAGCGUCAUGCUUGACGGUCGGACCCAGGUAAAAACGUUGAAUUUUUUGUCGGAUGAGUUACGGGUAUGGUGUAGGACUGUCUGUAGGAUUGUCUGUGGGACAGUCUGCAGGGCUGUCUUUAGGGCUGUCUUUAGGACUGUCUGCAAGCCUAUUGUUUAAAGGCCGACCGUUAGGACUGUCUGUAAGCCUAUUGUUCUAAGACCGACCGUUAGGACUGUCUGUACUGUAGGCCGAUUGUUCUAAGGCCGACAGUUAGGACUGUCUGUAAUGUAGGCCUAUUGUUCUAAGACCGACCGUUAGGACUGUCUGUACUGUAAGCCUAUUGUUCUAAGGCCGACAGUUAGGACUGUCUGUAAGCCUAUUGUUCAAAGGCCGGUGCGUAGUAUAAAGAAUGAGAAGUUAUCUUUUUCUAUAACAUUUUCCUAUAAGCCUAUUCCUGCUAAAAUAUUACAGUCUGAUAAAUACCACUAACUGUAAAUGGGUGAAAGAAAGACCAGUGUUGGAAACAUGGUUGAUAUUAAAAAUCCUAGUCGACGCGUUUCGGCAAGUUCAGUUGUGCGAAGAACAGAAGUACUUCGAGCUUUUUUGACAGAGCUGCUUAUUUUACUUAAUUUAUUUAAUGACUCAUAAAAAAAUCAAGAAACACAAACUAAAUAGAUGCACAUUUCUGAAUUGCAGACCAGGUACGUCAUUGAUAGACAUCUUGGUGGAGUAUACAUCGAUGACCUUGACCAAGAUGACGUCACCGGACAAUCUUGCGGGCUUGGGGCGUACCCCCUGCUUAACUCCGCCUUUGAUGCGUGUCAGUUUUAACGGUUCACUGCAGUUGCACGGCUCGUAGAGGCCCGGUAUUGAUUUAGCGGCUAUUGAAAGAGCGGCUUUUGGAGGAGCGGCUUUUGGAGACACGGUCAAAAAGGGAACCUUGAUUUCAAGAACCAGAAACAAUGAACGAUUUCACCACUAUGGCAGUUUGUUUUUUUAUCUCC